GUUCUCAUGACAAGCACUAACCAUAAGCACUAACUACACUAAUCCAUGCCACUUCACAGGAUUCAGCCGCCCCAUCAGCAAGGCUAUACAUCCCGUACGACAUAUAACCCCUCGAAACCCCUCGUCUGUCCUGUUCCCAAGCCACCCACCAACUCAUUCCGCCAAUAGAUAUCAUCACCAUGGAUGUCCACGUUAUCUCCAAGCAGAACCCCGACCACCAUGCCACCUUCCAGCUCCCCGAGCCGACGGAACCACUUACGCCUUCCUCCGUCCGGGUGCACGCCUCCCUCAUCGGCCUGACCUCCAACAACCUGACCUACGCCAUGCUUGGCAGCGCCUGGAAGUGGUGGGACACAUACCCAGUUCCCCAGACCGCGCCGGCCCCCUACAACGACCCAGCCGCCUGGGGGAUCGUGCCCGCCUGGGGCUACGCGACCGUUCUCGAGAGUACAAUCCCCGAACUCCCGGCGGGAACAUCCAUCUUCGGAUACUGGCCGGCGUCCGGCCACGCGGUGGACCUCCAAUUGACCCCCGGGACGCCGCACGACGGUCACUGGACGGAAGUGUCCCCGCACCGCCGGAGUCUGUUCUGGCUGUACAACCAGUACACCUCCGUGGUCGACAAAACGACAACUAAAGACCCCGAGACCCUGGGGUGGGAAUGCGCCGUGCGGACGAUCUGGACCUGCGGGUAUCUCCUCAGCGAGUACGUUUUCACUCCGGACCCCGCGGCUCAUCCGCCACUGCAUCCGUCUCCCGGCGCGUCUCCGGAGGGGGGAGAGGCGAAGUGGACCGCCGCCGAGGACGCGGACCUCUCCCACGCCGUCGUCAUCAGCCUGGGCGCUUCGACGAAGACCGGUCGCUCGUUCGCGCACAAUCUCGCCUGCAGGCCGGCUGGGACGGGGCCCCUGGCCUUCCUUCAGAUCACCUCGGCGCCGGCCGCGAUCGCGGACGCAGCGAGAAAGCUCGCUCCGCCGUUCCCCACCAAAACCGUGUCUUACUCGGAAAUCGCUGGGGCGGCGGCGGAGGAGUGGCUGGCCAGCAAGCAGGCGUCCAAGAUCGUCCUGAUCAAUUUCGGUAGUCGAGAUGGCGGGGUUGAGCAGGUGUUGGGCCUGAUCCAGAAUAAUCCGGCCUUAAAGGCCGCCAAGCUUGUUUUCAUUGGCGUGGGACUCCAGCAGAAGGUUUAUACGGGGGAAGAGCUCGUUGGCCUGGGCACUGUCGCUGCCCAAUUGGGUAUCGUUCAGCUCAACACUUCAUCCAUCAUGGAAGCGGCUCUGGCCGUUGUAGAUCCAAAGCGAUUCUUCGAUGAAGUGGAUGAGCGCUGGAAUCACUGGCUGGUCAAUCGGGAAUCCGCUGCCCCUGAUCUGCGUCUGGUCUGGGGCAGAGGGGUUGUUGGUGGACAGGGCUUGGAGGGAGGCUGGGAGUCGCUUUGCAAGAGUCAGCUGAAACCCGAAGAGGCUUUGGUUUACCGUCUGUAUGAUGGAAAACAGGCUCGCCAUGUCUGAAGCGUUCGAAUCUACCCAGAGAGGAGAGACCUAAAAUUGAUCUAUUCUUUAGCUUGGUAAGAAAGAGACGAUCUGGACCGGGAAUGCGGACCAAUCAUCGGUCUGUAGACAAUACCC
Molecule: messenger RNA, 1622 nt
Organism: Aspergillus aculeatus ATCC 16872
Lineage: Eukaryota; Fungi; Ascomycota; Eurotiomycetes; Eurotiales; Aspergillaceae
Product: DUF2855 family protein
Exons: 2
Coding region: 180-1505 (441 amino acids)
Source: RefSeq, a predicted model, not a curated record